AUGAAUAAUGUCUCGUGCAGCUGCCAUCGACUUAGAAAGUCUCAUAAAAAUAAAUCUUGCCCACUUGUGUUGAAAUUUGACUCGUCCUCUAAUGCUAACAUCUUUUACAGUAGGCAAACACUACUGAAAAAUACACGUUACCAUACUAAUAAAUUAGCUCGUGACAAGACACCGAUCCAAAGAAUGACUUAUUCUAAAACUGUAAAUCCCAGCUCCUCUACAACACCCCUGGGCACCCACACUUCUGUUGAGGCAGAGCAAAAGGGUGUGGAUCUUUCUAUACAAAGUACACCGUAUUCGGAAACGAACUUGCGUGAAAAUGUAAGGUCCAAAAAUAGUUCAGUGUAUAGCCGAACAGUAAGAAAGAAAUCGACCGUAGAUCUAGAUUCCUCUGAUAAGGAUCCCUGUACCCCAGUGACCAACUGCAGUACAUCACACCCAGUAUUCACCAAUUCAAGUAGUCUUAAUUCCAGGAAGUUGAAGAAUGCAGCCACCAGUUCGUCUACAAAGACAACGCAGAAUAAGAGACUAGUGCCACACACUAAUUCACAUGCUCACAGCUCGAUACCACACCUCUCUCCAGAAACAAAUAUCCACGGAACCAAUAGAUACAAAAACCGCAAAACAGAACCCGAACCUCGUAGCUACCUGUUCAAAAAAGUAAAACCUCGCACCAAUACAAACCAAAACAUCGAUACACUUAACUAUAGAACGUCAAAUAGUGGUGACGUAAAUCGCAACAAUUCGAAUAAGUCGAGCUUGCUUGGUAGGCCACCUCCACCUAUUUACAUGCCUACACCCAACAGGGCUGACUACCCAGCGAUCAACAGUUUUGCUGAAACGACAUUACCAUUUUUUAUACAGGUUCACAACAUGACCUCAAACAUACUACAAAUGGUCACCACUCUCCACAGGUUUCGCCCCCCAAUAUAG
This is a messenger RNA of Trichobilharzia szidati, 933 nucleotides long. The record is from the annotation of a GenBank genome assembly. Lineage: Eukaryota; Metazoa; Platyhelminthes; Trematoda; Strigeidida; Schistosomatidae.